Messenger RNA from Cyprinus carpio (common carp), 3844 nucleotides. Its product is annotated as wingless-type MMTV integration site family, member 1. Gene Ontology annotation, biological process: multicellular organism development; canonical Wnt signaling pathway; cell fate commitment. Gene Ontology annotation, molecular function: frizzled binding; cytokine activity. NCBI's taxonomy places the organism in Eukaryota, Metazoa, Chordata, Actinopteri, Cypriniformes, Cyprinidae. The record is from RefSeq and is a predicted model, not a curated record. Gene Ontology annotation, cellular component: extracellular region.
UGUCGCGACACUAUCCACGCAGGGACACAAGUGGCGCGCGCGCGCACACACACCCACCGCAAUGAGAAGGAAUAAAUCUGCUCUGCGUAUACGGAAGACGCCUGAAGGAACUGCAUUUUAUAUGAAUUCGCUUGAGUGUAUCUGAGGAAUCUCCGGACGAGGAUUACAAAAUGAUAUGUAAUUUAAAGCGCCUAUAACGGAUCCUUCUUCAUCUCCUCUCCUUUAUGUCGGGUUUUGCCUCCAGUAUUCAUUGUGCCCAAUGAGAAGAAUUAAGCUAUCCGUCCAUUCAGUUCCACUCAAAAGGAGGGAGGAAAAAAACAGAGGGAGAUGAGAGCAGCAAAUCCCUUUUUUAUUCAUCUUGUAGCGUUCAAUAAGUGAACAAUGUGUCGCCUAUCAGUCACCGAGGGGAUCAGGUCUACGGGACUGUCCCACGCGCUCAGUGCUGUGAGCAGAGCAUCACUAACACAGAGACUGUAAGAGCAGCAGCAGCAGCAGCAGCGGCACUGGCAUCCCAUCCAGGACCCUUUUUGUGACUUCUACACUGAUUUUAUGAAUAAACAUUGACCCACGCUGUCAGUCGCACUGGAAUGUGGAGUGAUAUCAUGCGGGUACUCGCGUUGCUCCUCGCAGUCAAAGCGGCAUGUGUCCUCCUGGUCUCCUCUCUCACUGGCACAGUGGCGGUGAACAACAGCGGCCGGUGGUGGGGUAUUGUGAAUGUGGCAUCCUCAGGCAAUCUCCUCACCAACUCCAAGAAUGUGCAGUUGGCGUUGGACCCCAGCCUGGCGUUGCUAAGUCGUCGUCAGAGAAAACUGAUCCGGCUAAACCCUGGCAUCUUGCACGCCAUUGCUGCAGGCCUGCAUACAGCCAUCAAGGAAUGCAAAUGGCAGUUUCGUAACCGCCGCUGGAACUGUCCGACCACCCACAGCCCCAAUGUCUUUGGCAAAAUUGUCAACCGAGGUUGCCGUGAGACUGCAUUUGUGUUUGCCAUCACAAGUGCUGGUGUUACUCACGCCGUGGCCCGUUCCUGCUCUGAGGGAGCCAUUGAGUCCUGCACCUGCGACUACCGGCGCCGAGGUCCUGGAGGGCCAGACUGGCACUGGGGAGGCUGCAGCGAUAAUGUGGAUUUUGGCAGGAUGUUCGGGCGAGAGUUUGUAGAUUCCAGUGAGAGGGGCAGAGAUCUACGGUAUCUGACCAACCUGCACAACAAUGAGGCAGGGAGAAUGACAGUCGCAUCAGAGAUGCAGCAAGAGUGCAAGUGUCAUGGGAUGUCUGGGUCCUGCACUGUGCGAACGUGCUGGAUGAGACUGCCCAGCUUCCGUGUAGUGGGAGACUACCUGAAGGACCGUUUCGAUGGCGCCUCCCGAGUCAUUUACGCCAACAAAGGAAGCAACCGUGCGUCCCAUCGAGCCGACCCUCGCCACCUGGAACCGGAGAACCCAGCACAUAAGCUCCCUUCGGCUCGGGACCUUGUGUAUUACGAAAAGUCACCCAACUUCUGUUCCUACAAUGGCAAAACAGGCACGCAUGGCACUUCGGGACGCACCUGCAACAGUUCAUCACCGGCGCUGGACGGAUGCGAGUUGCUGUGCUGUGGAAGGGGAUACAAGACUCGAUUGGAGCAGGUCACAGAAAGAUGCCACUGUACUUUCCACUGGUGUUGUCAUGUGAGCUGCCUAAACUGCACCAGUACACAGACUGUCCAUCAAUGUCUAUGAUCAACACACAAUCAAACAAACUGACAAACUGGAGGCAAAGGGUCCCAAACUGGAUAAUGAAAGGGGCUGUUGGGGUAUCUGGAAGACAUAAAUCAAUGAAUAAACAUGUUAAGUUUAAAUACUGAAGAAAAGAGAUAAGAUAGCAAGGUUAAAAGGAACUAAAGAAUCUGUUGGUUGAACAGGCAAGUAUAAUGUAUUAACUACUGAGAAAAGUUCAAAAAUACAUGUGCAGAACUCUUAGCUGAUGGUAGCCCAAAAACACAAUAUUUUGGUGAUGUUACUGCAACAUAGCUUUAAAUCUAAAGAAAUUGGUCGCGAACCGCUAUGCACUACAUGAAAAAGCAUUUUGAAAUUCAGCAUGCUGAAGCACUAGUUCUGAGGUUCUAGUUUGUCUUCUCUUCUCCUGAUCUCCGUCUCUGGUACUCUGGGGAACAUGGAAGCUAGAAAGUAGUAACUGGACACAGUUUGACAGAUGUUCCUGUGGUUAGCGAACCACAAGCAUGCUCUCUCAUAAACCAGUGCAAAACUCUUAACAAGAGGGCGGUUCUUUAAAAUAUUUUAGCGUUUUGUUUUCUUUAGCUGCAGUCCUACUCGUCUCACAUAAAACUGUGUGAAGUGCUUCUCAAGGGAUGGGGCUUCCUUUUCCGAUUACUGUGUAGCGGAAUCCCGAACUCGGCUCAACCUCUUGUGAUUUCCCAUUCGGACCUGCCAAACUUCCCGUCAUUGCUUUGAGUCUCCUGCCAUUUUUUAAUACCAUUUAUUAUCAUGUGGUAUACCAUGUUAUUGUACUGAUGGAAAAGUAUUGGGAAUAGAAAAUUAAGAUUGACCCGAGAUUGACUCGUCGAUUCAGCUAUGACAGAACCGCGUUAUUUCAGAAACUCUUUUGGGAAAGAAGAAAACUUCUGUUGGAAUCUGUCAAAGAGACUACAUCGAUUACGCACAAGUACAUACUAGUUUUAAAAAAGUGUGUAAAGAUAAUCCUGUAAAUGCCCUGCUACCUAGUUUACAGUGGACAAACAGUUCACAUUUUUAAAAGAGCCACAAUUAUGGAAACUGUAUUUUGUAUAUCAGCUAAAAUAACCAAAAUGUUGUAAAUAUUAUAAAUGGAUAUGAUCUAUAUAUUUAUGCUGCAACUUGCAAUGGGAUUUAAUCUGAAAGUAGGGUGAAUACACUAUCAUUAUUUACAAAAUUCCAGCCAGUUGUGUGCUAACUUAUACCGAUGAUCACAAAUGGAUGAUCAAAUUGAGGCCACAUACAUCUCAGAGACAUGAUUACUUUGUCUCUUGACACUUGUGUUUUACAUGCACUGAACACCAUCUUUUAAUAUUGUGAAUGAAAAGUAUUUAUUAUUGUAUGAUGGCUUUUUUUUUAGAAAAGAAAUGCUGAUAAAAUUAAAUAUUUUAGCUCAGUUUAGAAAAGUUGUUUUCAUAUAGAGUAAUAGCACAAUAAAGUUUAUAUUUUCAUUAUUUGUGUUUGCAGAGAACCACUCAUUUCCUAAAAGUGCCCAGAGUUUGUGUUCAAUAACAGGUUUGUCUUUCCAUAUGUUCCAGAGCGUAUUCUCCUCAGCUUCAUUUGUGAUCCAUCAAUCAUUUCUCAGAACCGCAAUCUGUUAUGACAGAGUAUGUCUAAAUCACUUAACCUAAAAUCAACAAUGUGAGUGUGCAAGUAUAUCCGUUCCUCCAAACAUCAUUCCCACCACUAAAAGCACAAGAGCAGCCCUCUUCUUCGAACAGUCAUGCACCCUAAAUCCACAGUAACCGCUGAGGGAAUUUGGGCAGCGGUGUAACACAGCGUUAAAUCGGUGUGUUUUCACAACAGUAGAGGUUUUGCUUCACUUAAUAUCAGAAACAAAAUAAAGAAAUGGUAUUAGAAAUAAUGACAGGCUGCGUUGCCCCCGCCCUGCUGGCGAGGCCAGUGCAACCACAAGAGUUUGGACGAAGGCAGACGAUUCUUUCUCUCACCCACCGCAACAUAACACAGGGCCACUGAAGGUCAGCAGGAUGGAGCGCUGCACAACCGCUGUCGCUCACAACCGCAUCCCAGAAUUCAGAGUGAUCGGAGGAAAAAAAGAGAAAUAGGAUCUGGAAUGCUGACAGGAUGAAACAGAUAACUCACAGAUAAUUGAUAGA